ACAGAUAUUUUUUUGCUUUUCCCUCCCAUCUCUCUUCCCAGCCACACAACUUUUCUUCUCUCUUUCUCUUCCUUCUACAGAAACCAACAACCCACUUGUUUCUUUCUCCCUCUCUCUGUACAAGAACAAAAAAAAAAAGGAAGAAUAUGAAGAAGAAGAAGACGCAGGAAGCAGAAGAACCAGGAGAAGAAGGAACCCCCACCCCACCCCACCUCACUUGUGCUCUUCCUUCUCUCUUCUCUCCGACGUCGUCUCUUUCGCGCUCUGCGAUCUCAAAUCUCCGAAAUCGCCCAUGAAGCGGCAAACUUGCCAAUGAAGGAGAGUCAUUCGACGCCUGGUUGGCUAGAUCUUGGUUAGAACGUCCUUUUGGAUCGAAGAAGAGAAGGGAAGGCGUGAACGACGAUGAAGGUUGGCAAUGGACGUCGGUGAUGGUCCCAGCAACGAGAAGAAGGAAGUGAUUCGUCUACACUCAUGCCAGAAGGAACAUGUCAUGCCGCCGGCGGUGGGACUGCUGUCAACCGCGACCAAGGCGGUUGUGGAUAUGCAAUGUUAAGGAACUUGCUUAUGUCUUGGACGAAAAGGGUUGAUUUCCUUCCAUUCGAGACUGGUUGCUGGUUUCUUAUACGAAAUUGUGCUGCCCUGAAUUCGAAGAUUAUGAGAACUGGGGCCAGUACAUUGGAGUUUUCCUUACGUGAUGGCUAUUAUGUGGUGUUACUUUCGGUUUCAGGUUUCUUAUGUUCUGGUCCAGUUACAAAACUAAGCUACUUCAGAGUUUUGCCGGUUUCCUACUGUCAUUCUGCGUAA
Messenger RNA from Linum tenue, 804 nucleotides. The record is from the annotation of a GenBank genome assembly. NCBI's taxonomy places the organism in Eukaryota, Viridiplantae, Streptophyta, Magnoliopsida, Malpighiales, Linaceae.